This is a messenger RNA of Scleropages formosus (Asian bonytongue), 849 nucleotides long. Its product is annotated as voltage-dependent anion-selective channel protein 2-like. Gene Ontology annotation, molecular function: voltage-gated monoatomic anion channel activity. Gene Ontology annotation, cellular component: mitochondrial outer membrane. The record is from RefSeq and is a predicted model, not a curated record. Gene Ontology annotation, biological process: monoatomic anion transmembrane transport. The transcript has 8 exons. NCBI's taxonomy places the organism in Eukaryota, Metazoa, Chordata, Actinopteri, Osteoglossiformes, Osteoglossidae. The coding region runs from base 1 to 849 and encodes 282 amino acids.
AUGACUGUGCCUCCUUCAUACAGUGACCUUGGCAAAUCUGCCAAAGAAAUCUUCAGCAAAGGAUGUGGUUUCGGUGUUCUCAGACUUGAUGUGAAAACAAAGCCUCUAAUUGGACUGGAACUGAAAGGCUCUGCUUCUUGCCAUCCUGACACCAGCACUGGUGAUAUGAUCGUGGAGAUGAAAUGCAAGUGGUCAAGCUAUGAGGUGGCCUUUACAGAAAAGCUGAAUGCUGACAAAACCAUUGGAGCUGAAAUAACAGUAAAAGAUAAUAUUGCCAAAGGCUUAAAGAUUGCAUUCGAUACCGCUUUCUCCCUGAGUACCGGCAUGAAGAGGGGAAAGGUCAAGACUGCAUAUGAGUGUGACUGUAUCAACAUUCGCUGUGAUGUAGACCUUGGUUUCCAUGUUACAGCUGUUCAUGGAGCAGCUGUUGUAGGAUAUAACGGGUGGCUUGCUGGCUGCCAAAUGACCUUUGACACAGCCAAAUCUAAAGUGGCACAGACAAAUUUUGCUGUUGGUUACGAGAGUGGAGAUUUCCAGCUGCAUGCCAACGUUAAAAAUGGCUCUGAAUUUGGAGGGUCUAUUUACCAGAAAGUUGCUGACAAUCUGGAAACCGCUGUCAGUUUAUUAUGGACUGCAGGCAGCAUCAGCACACGCUUUGGCGUUGCAGCCAAAUAUCAGCUGGAUUCCAACACUUCUAUCAAUGCUAAAGUUAAUAAUGAAGGUUUGGUUGGACUAGAUUACAGUCAGACCCUACAACCUGGUGUGAAACUGAACUUCUCGGCCCUCAUUGACGGGAAAAGCAUCAGUGGUGGCCACAGGCUUGGACUGGGGUUGGAACUGGGAGCUUAA